AUGAACAAAGGAAAAGAGACAAACACAAAGAGGAAACAAAUGGACACUAGUGCCAAUUGGGAGGAGCUGGCUGAAAAUAGUAGAACCCUAGAAAACAUUCCAAAAAGAAGAUCUCUGGCACGGUCACCACCAACAACUAGACAGAAUAUAGAGAAAACUCCGGACCUGAGCAGACCAAAGCGCAAGAAGGCUUUAACCCCGGAACAGGGGGAACAGGUCAAAGCUUUGCUAACAGCUGCAGGUGAGCUAAUAAACAGGAAUUUGGCAACAGACACCGAGGAGGACGACAUAUAUGGCACCCCCAGCAACAAACUGAUGAAAUCGCACGCCUGGGCGAAACCAAAGCAACGGGAAAGCACAGUCUCAGAAGAUGUGUCGGAUACGGACACCGAAAAAACACAGGAGGAUACCAAAAGAGAAAAUAUCCAGAGGGCACUAGAGGCAAGAGAUGCCAUUAUUAAAGCAACAUCUCACACAUACGCAGGGGGGAAGAUAAUUUUCAACACCGAUGAACAGAAAAUAGUCAAGGAAAAUGUACAGGAGCUCACUGACCUGAUAUUAACGUGUAUGAGCAAGGAGAAAAUCCUAAAAACCGAGGGAAACAUUGAGAGAACCAUCAAAAUGCAAACAGUAGCAAUAAGCGAGAUGCGAAAUGAGAUACAGGCCCUUAAUAAAAUAGUUGAGGACGGCCAAAACCUCAGAGAAAGGACCACUCUAAAUCGAGCCUGGCAAGGGAAAGCUACGCAACUACAACAAAGGAAAAUCAAACAUACAACGGCGGAUUACCAGAUUGCGUACAUUAACGAUACAGACACGGAACAAACUCAGACCGAGAAACCCACUGAUACUGAAGGAGAAUUCCAAGCGGUAAGACCAAGGAAGAAAUUAAGAACCAAGGAGACAAGGGACAAAACAAGAACAUACGCUGAUGUGUCGAAACUAGGCUUACGAACCGAAAGCAAUCCUCAGAAACCAAAAGAGCCCUGGAAGACACCUGAAAAAAAGGAAAGAUACAUUACGCUGGUGGAAAUCCCGGAAGGGCAACAGGCCAAGAGCAUAAUACAAAAAAUAAAAGAAACCGCACAGGAAGUGGUGUCAGCCACCGGGGGAGUUAUUGGCAUGACCGAAACUAUGAGCAAUAAGAUUGCCAUAGUUUACCGUAACAAGGAACAACAAGAAAAGGUAGAACGAAAACUCGACACUAGCGCCGAAAUAAAAACUAAGAGCAUAUUAAGGCAAAACCCGAAAAUUAAACUUACAGGCGUAGCAAAAGGAUACUCGGACGAGGAACUCCUGAAAACCAUGUUAGACGAGAACCCCGAUAUUAAAUCAAAGGCUAAUAGUGAAACAGCAACCAAACUUAAUGCCACAACUGCAAUAAAUUUGGACAUGCGGCCAAGAAAUGUCGCGCUGCUGCUCAGUGCCACUUCUGCGGGCAGGCACACGAAAGAGGGCAAUGCAAGCGGGAAAACCCAGACUGCCCCAACUGCAAGGCGGCCGGUUAUGAUGCACAGGACAGAAAACACUCCGCAAGAGAUAGAAAUUGCCCGAUCUACAAAAGAAAGGAGAGGCAGCAUCAACAAACAAUGGUAG
Molecule: messenger RNA, 1593 nt
Organism: Dendroctonus ponderosae (mountain pine beetle)
Lineage: Eukaryota; Metazoa; Arthropoda; Insecta; Coleoptera; Curculionidae
Product: enolase-phosphatase E1-like
Exons: 1
Coding region: 1-1593 (530 amino acids)
Source: RefSeq, a predicted model, not a curated record